CGUUUCGUCCGGGGUGCUGCCGGCCGUCAGUUACUCAUGAGCAGUGGAACAGUGUGAAUUCAAAUUUCUUGAUGCGGAAAACAGAUUGCUGCAAAUGUCGUGUUUUCUUAACAAUAAAUAACUGAGAGGGAGAAAAAAAAUAUAAUAACAAAUAAAAAAACAAAAACAAGCUGCAAAUUUUUGAAAACAAGCGAAAACGUGAACUCAUUAUUUUUUGCAAGCUAAACAUAGUUGACGUGCUGUAAAUUGCGAGCAAAAAAUAUUAGCUAAAAGUAAAAUUUGAAAAUUGUUAAAUAAUUAAAAGAACAAAAACAUUACUGAGUGCGGCUGAUAGUGACGUGUAUGCUCAACUAUUUUUGGAAAUAUUUAAAUUGCACAGUUACAUACAUACAUAGGUAGCACACCUGAUUCGUUCCCAACGUACGCGAAGGGGAAAAAAUACGGUAAAACGUGAAAACGCAAUAGACGAGUAUUAAAGCAGGAGGAAGCAAGGCUAAAGCAGCGUGUUUACCACGUUGAAAACGUACAAAGCACAAACAACAACAACACUGUAUACCAAAGGGCAACGACGCACAGUGUCAGUGAUCGAUGUCGACCCUACAAACGGCCUCUAUCGAGGAAAUUCGUGCACUUGCUGCUCGCUUGUGUCGCGAUUACUUGACUGGCCGGUGGAAAACGAUCAACCAGGCUGAUAUCGUUGUCAAAAAAAUUAACGGCGGUUUGUCAAACUUCCUGUAUUACGUAAGUCUACCGUCGAGUGACAAUAACUUCCAGUUUAUCCAAGAUCAUUCCAGCGUAAAUUUAAAUGGAGAGGAUUAUAUUAAAUUAAAUGGUGAUAGUACUGAUAAUGACAGUCUCAAUAACAAUAACAAUAAUAAUAAUGAUAAUAAUGAUGAGCAAGUGUCAUUAGCGACAAGAAAAUCGACCAGUGAACCAAAUGAGGUAUUGCUUCGCAUUUACGGCGAAGUGCAUGGCGAGGAGGACGAUGCUUUGGGUGCCAUUAUAACAGAAUCAGUGGUAUUCGCUCUGUUGAGCGAGCGCAACUUCGGACCCAAAUUAUAUGGAAUUUUCCCUGGUGGACGCCUGGAGCAAUAUAUAAAUGCGCGCGCGCUGCUCACGCGAGAAUUGGCAGUACCGAAAAUCUCAAAGAAAAUUGCCGAAAAAAUGGCCGAAAUACACAGCUUAGAUAUACCAAUGUCAAAAGAGCCAGAAUGGUUAUGGAAUUGCAUUGAACGAUGGCUUAAAACAUUAAAUACAAUUUUGGCGCGAACGGAUUGGGGCGACAAAGCGCCGCUUGUGAACAUAGUACGCAAAUUCGACUUCCGCAAAGAAAAGACAUGGCUACGUUCGGUCAUCAAUCAGGGCCUGUAUAAAGUAGUUUUCUGCCACAAUGAUAUGCAAGAGGGCAAUAUACUCUAUGCGAACUCAAGCGGCGAUAAAGCAAAUGGAACGAGCAAUGGCACGCAUGCUGCUGAGGACAAUACAAAUAACAGUGCAAGUAUUUUGACUUGCGACAAUACUAUUGAACCAGAUUUACGAAUCAUAGACUUUGAAUACUGCGCCUAUAAUUAUCGCGGUUUCGAUUUGGCAAAUCAUUUUAUAGAAUGGACUUUCGACUAUAGUAACCCAGAUGCACCCUUCUAUUAUCACCGCAAGCAAAACUAUCCAACGAAGGCACAACGUAAACGCUUCUAUGCCGCCUACUUGCGAAAGUACAAUGAAAAUGUGCACAAUUCUGAACCCACGCAGGCCGAGUUGGAGGGCAUGGAUGCCGAAGUGCGGCUAUUCUCGAUGUUUUCGCAUCUCUUUUGGAGCGUUUGGAGUAUUGUGAUGACACUGGCGACCAUUGAGUUUGGCUACUGGGAAUAUGGCGUGGCACGCAUACGUGAAUAUCAAUUACUAAAGCGCACAUAUGAGGGUGAUAAUGUUGAGGAGGACGAUUCGUGAUAACCCCGUAUUGAGUCAAAUUUUGAAGCAAUGCGGCAAUGUUGUGAUUAACUGCACGUAUGUACAUAUAUGUACGUGUAUGUAAAUAUUUGGCUGCAAGUGGCGCCAUUUUUGGCUGACAUGCUGGUUUUCUUUCUCUCUUGAAUUGUAUUUACGAAUUUAAAUGUGGCAAAUUUAUGGCUUAAAUAGAACUCUGUACUUUUUUCGAAGUGAGAAAUGAAGAUUGGGGUAAUCGAUACGUUUUUCAUACAUAUAAGACAUAAAAUACGCAUACAUACAUACAUACAUAUUUCCUUAUACAUUAUUUACAUUUACAAAUAUACAUACAUACAUCCAUACAUGAGUAGUUAUUCUAGAUAAAGGCAUUCA
Rhagoletis pomonella (apple maggot) is the source of this 2316-nucleotide messenger RNA. RefSeq names its product choline/ethanolamine kinase. Gene Ontology annotation, biological process: CDP-choline pathway; phosphatidylethanolamine biosynthetic process. The transcript is spliced from 9 exons. The record is from RefSeq and is a predicted model, not a curated record. Bases 589 to 1947 code for a protein of 452 amino acids. Gene Ontology annotation, molecular function: choline kinase activity; ethanolamine kinase activity. NCBI's taxonomy places the organism in Eukaryota, Metazoa, Arthropoda, Insecta, Diptera, Tephritidae. Gene Ontology annotation, cellular component: cytoplasm.